Molecule: messenger RNA, 2185 nt
Organism: Ilyonectria robusta
Lineage: Eukaryota; Fungi; Ascomycota; Sordariomycetes; Hypocreales; Nectriaceae
Product: Metallo-dependent phosphatase-like protein
Exons: 2
Coding region: 121-1926 (601 amino acids)
Biological process (GO): nucleotide catabolic process
Cellular component (GO): cytosol
Molecular function (GO): hydrolase activity
Source: RefSeq, a predicted model, not a curated record
CCCAACUUGACUCUUAUCACUCCCAUCCUACCAACUCAGCGCCAACGCGACGGCCGUCUUCCAUUGUCGCCGCUGGUGGAAACUUGACUCAUUGGAGUCUUUUCCAUUGCUGUCCUCACCAUGAUUUUCCGAAAUUCGAUUACGGGCGCGGCCCUCGCCUCCCUCGUCCGAGCUUCCCAGCCCAAUGCCGCCAAACCUGUGGCCGCUCCCAUGAGAGACCUCAACUGGGGUCAGCUCAACUUCAUCCAUACGACUGACACCCAUGGCUGGCUUGGCGGACAUCUUCAAGAACCCCAAUACUCGGCGGACUGGGGUGACUACAUCUCCUUCACCCAACACAUGCGAAAGCAAGCCGACGACAAGGGUAUCGAUCUCCUCGUCAUCGAUAGCGGUGACCGCGUAGAGGGAAAUGGGCUCUACGACGCCUCCGAACCCAAGGGCCUGUUCCAGUAUGGAAUUUAUGCCGAGGCCGAAGUCGACCUCCUCUGCACCGGCAACCACGAGCUCUACAAAGCCUACUCCGCCGACUGCGAGCACAACACUACCGUUCCCAAUUUCAAGGAAAAUUAUAUCGCUUCAAAUCUCGACUACAUCGACCCUGAGACAGGCGACCGCGUACCCCAGGCCCAGCGAUACCGCAAGUUUAAGACCAAGAACCAAGGCAUCGAGAUUGUUGCAUUUGGCUUUCUCUUUGACUUUACUGGCAACGCCAACAACACCAUCGUCCAGCCUGUAGCUGAGACUAUCAAGGAGGAUUGGUUUCAGGAGGCCAUCCGGGAGAAACCCGAUAUCUUUGUCGUCGUUGGCCAUGUCGGUCUGCGAAUGGAAGAGUUCAAGACCAUCUUCACUGCUAUCCGACAGCAGAAUUGGCACAUCCCCAUUGCCUUCUUCGGUGGUCAUGCCCACGUUCGCGAUGCCCGCAAGUUUGACUCCAAUGCGUUUGCCAUUGCCAGUGGUCGUUACUUUGAGACCAUCGGGUGGGUGUCGGUCGACGGCAUCAAGAAGAUCCCGGACGCGGUUGAGGCAACCACAUCGGCCUCAUUCUCGCGCCGGUACAUUGACACGAAUCUGUUCGGCCUACACUACCACACUGGGCUCAACGAGACCACGUUUCCCACCAAACAAGGCAAGAGGGUUUCCGAGACAAUUACACGUGCCCGCAAGGCACUUGAUCUCGACUAUCAGUUUGGGUGUGCUCCCAAGACACUGUGGAUGAGCCGUGCCAAAUACCCUAGCGAGGACAGCAUCUAUACAUGGAUCACAGACGAGGUGUUCCCCGACAUUAUCACUCGCAAGGACCGCAAAGACAAGGCCAGACUAGCCAUCACCAACACUGGUGGUAUUCGCUUCGACAUCUUCAAAGGUCCUUUUACUCGUGAUACCACGUAUAGCGUGAGCCCCUUCAUGAGCAAAUUCCGCUACAUCCCAAAUGUUCCCUACAAAGCAGCCUCUAAGGUCAUCGACCUACUCAACAGCGCUGGCAGGAUCUUUGAGGAAGAUAGUCUUGACACCCGGAUCCUAACCAUCCCGCAGCAGAGGUUCCCUAUACCAGUUGCUGAUGCCGACGAGACUGAGGAAACCGAGGAGCCCUGGUUGGAGCUUCGUGAUCUCAAGAAGGAGCCUAGUCUUAUUGCGGGGUACACAACUAAGGAUGAUAUUGGUGACGACGGUGACGAUACUGUUCACGAAACCAUAAAUUUUUACAACCAGCCUAACUGUAUCCAAGGGAAGAUUGGCUUCCCCGAGGAUGGCGAGCCGGAGACUGUGGACUUUGUAUUCCUCGAUUUUAUCGAGCCUUGGAUCAUCCCAGCCCUCAAGUUUUCCGGUGCUGACUACAGCAAGGAUGACGUUGAGGAGUACAUGGAGGGGACUUUUACAUACAAGAUGGCUGAGUGGAUCGGCAACAACUGGAAGGGCAACUGCUGAGACUGCUGAUUAGUUAUUAUUUCUUCGGCUUGAUGCAUUUGGCGUUGAGUUUGCAUGGUGCUAUUGCAUUGGGACUUGGUCUGGACAUAUUAUUCCACAGAUAGACUGGACAUGGACAUAGUUCGAUAGACGAACUUGAAAUCGUAUUUGAUUACCAUGUCCUCUUCCACUCACGUGCUGUUGCUUACUUCCCUCAUCUGCUGUCAGCCAUCAGAUACAUAGAGAAGGGCCAUCACGGUGGCGAUCAUGUAAGCUUUGG